This is a messenger RNA of Serpula lacrymans var. lacrymans S7.9, 639 nucleotides long. RefSeq lists its product as uncharacterized. NCBI's taxonomy places the organism in Eukaryota, Fungi, Basidiomycota, Agaricomycetes, Boletales, Serpulaceae. The coding region runs from base 1 to 639 and encodes 212 amino acids. The record is from RefSeq and is a predicted model, not a curated record. The transcript is spliced from 3 exons.
AUGACAUAUGACAUAUUAGAAGAUGUGUGGGAUAACUAUAUUGCAUCCCAUCCAGGAGCAAAGCCAUGGCGUACAAACCCUUUUCUGCUCUACAAUGAUAUAAUUGAACUCAUUGACGGACACUAUGCCACUGGUGAGGGUGCUUUUCAUAUCCCAGAGAUUGAUGAGCCUUCUUUGCCUUUGCCUCAUCCUUACAAGGAGCAAGUAGAUCAAGAUGAUGUGGACACAGUGGAUGGUCAUCCAGAGAGUGAUUUAGACUUGGAUGGGGAAGAAAAGUCUCAGGAUUCUAUUGAAGUGUCUCAGAGCUCAAAAUGCAAAUGUGCAGCUUCUGGAUCACCCACUCCUGCAUCUGCAUCAACGUGCCUUCAUACCAAGGUGACAGGACCUUCUGCCAUCCUUAUUCUUGGAAUUGCAGAUGCACUUAGUGCUGUGGCUUCAUCGCUCAGUCAUCCUGACCCUAGUAUUUCCCAGCUUAUUGGUGAUGUCCCCAGCACACCCAAGAGGAGAAUCGCUGCAAUCAAGGCUGUUUGUGUUGAUGAUGCAUUGGCCACUGCUGAGUGCACACAAGCAAUUGCACUAUUCACCAAGAAUAUUGCCAUUGCUGAUGCAUAUUCUGCUAUCUCUGAUGAUGUCCUUUGA